Triticum aestivum (bread wheat) is the source of this 827-nucleotide messenger RNA. RefSeq lists its product as uncharacterized. Gene Ontology annotation, biological process: thylakoid membrane organization. NCBI's taxonomy places the organism in Eukaryota, Viridiplantae, Streptophyta, Magnoliopsida, Poales, Poaceae. Gene Ontology annotation, cellular component: chloroplast thylakoid membrane. The transcript is spliced from 3 exons. The coding region runs from base 156 to 638 and encodes 160 amino acids. The record is from RefSeq and is a predicted model, not a curated record.
AGAUACUCCCACAGAAGACAAGCGUAUUUCGGUUUCCUCGAUUGCCCCCAAUCCGUGGCUGCGCGUCCGCCGGUGGCCGGGGGUUCUAAUCCGAGCGAUUCCCAAUCCCAACCGCCGCUGGAAGACCCCGCAGCUCCACGACAGCGCGGGCAGACAUGGCGCCCGUACUACCUGCGCCGGCGGCGGCGGCGGCUCCUCCCACCUUCUGCCGCGUCUCUCUCCCGGCCCGCAGCGCCUUCCCCUCCUCCCCCGCCAAAAGCCUUCGCAGGUUUGCGGCCAGGAGCAGCGGCGGCGGCGGCCGUCCCGAGCCCAAAGCAGGUGAUGACGAGAGCAAGGCCGUCCUUGACGCCUUCUUCCUCGGGAAGGCCUUGGCGGAGGCGCUGACGGAGAGGGCCGAGUCGGUGGUGGGCGAGGUAUUCAGCGUCGUCGGGCAGUGGCAGGCGGAGCAGCAGAAGCAGGUCCAGGAAUUCCAGGAGGAAGUAGUUCAGAGAGCCCAAAAGGCUAAGGAAAGAGCUGCUGAGGAGGUCGUUGAUGAUAAGGGACCAAAGACUCUAAAGGGACCUUCAACAACAAUCGUGACGCCUGCACCUAUGUCUCCUCCUUCUCCUAAUAUUCCCACACAGGCAGAACAGUUAUAAGCGGCGAUGAAGAGUUAGUGCUGCAUGUAGACUCACUUUUGUGCUCCAAGAAAGUGAUGAAAUUCUCCUAUGAGAUAUGUAUUGAUCAAGUUGUCCUUUCUUUGAUAGUGAAUAUCCAGAAUAUCAACUAGAAAAAUCUAUGGUACAAGUUCCGAGAUGAGUGGAAUAAAAAUCUGUUAGUUUGCUACA